UCUCUGCCAGAUCAACUGGCAGCAGCCUCCGGGAUAUGUUCACGGAUGCGUGCUGCAGGCAUCUCUUGCAGUCAGCCAUAACAAUGACAAUAUUUUCAUGUGAAGCACUUUCAGGAACUGAUACGGGGACAAGCGAAAUUUUUAUGAAACUCAAUUACCUCACUGUUGUUGACAAAAGUGACGCAUGAGUCAUGUCCAGGUGAAAUGAACGAAGAACUGUCCUAAGAAUCGAAAGGUUAGUUGUGAUUUCAGACCAUAUAGAUUGAUAUAACGUAUACAGGGAACGCGGUGCUAUCGGUGAUAUGUAAAGAUGAGGCUGAGUUUCGACGAUGUUCUGCGGCUCCUGGGGGAGUUUGGACGCUACCAGAGAUGGAUCUCCCUUUUCCUGUCUCUCUCUGGCAUCACCUUUGGCAUCAGGAUGAUGAUCAGUGUGUUCCUGCUGAACAUACCUGGACACAGGUGCGCCAUCCCUGGCUACGACAACGACACCUACGAUGUACAGUCUGCCGAUCACGCCCGGCUUAUCAACGUCACCAUCCCCUACGUCAAAAGGGACGGCAAACUGCAGCUCGACAACUGUCACAUCUACUUUGACGUUGGCAUCAAUGACCUAGCAAACCGUACAGUAGUUCCCUGUACAAAGUGGGUGUACGACAAGUCUGUGUUCGAGUCCACGGUGUCAUCAGAGUUGAAUUUUGUGUGUGACAACGCAAUACUGGCAACACAUUCAAAGGUGAUCUACAUGGGAGGAUGCUUCUUGGGAUCCUUCGCAGCCGGAACCCUAGGGGACAGGAUCGGUCGGAAGAAGGCUCUUUACCUCUGUCUCCUGGUUCUCAUCGCCGGCGGCAUCCUCCUCAACUGGUCCAGCAACUUCGUCAUGUUCGCCAUCCUGCGCUUCAUCAACGGUGCCUCUGCGGUCGGGGUCUUUGUUUCGUGCUUUGUAAUUGGUAUUGAAAUAACCGGUCCUACAAAACGUGUUUAUUUUGGAGUGAUGCUGGAGACAUUCUUCGCCAUUGGUAUGGUGGUGUUGUCCGGACUGGGUUACUUCAUCCGGGACUGGCACACGCUGGAGCUGGCCACGGCCGUCCCUGUUGCAGCGUGUCUUGUGUACUGGUGGAUCCUUCCAGAAUCUCCAAGAUGGCUGCUGAAGCAGGGCCGGCAGCAGGAAGCGGAAGUGAUCAUGCGGCGCAUGGCUGAUGUGAAUCAAGUCACGUUGCCUGCCAACCUGUCACAACACGUGACAGAGACUGACGACAAGCCUAAGGGCAGCUUCUUGGAUCUGUUCACGACUCCAGUCAUGUGUACACGAACACUCAUCAUAUUCUUUAACUGGCUGGUGGUCAGCAUGGGGUACUAUGGCCUGUCCCUCCACUCAGACAACCUGGGAGCAGGCAGCCUCCACCUCAACUUCCUGCUGGUGGGGCUGGUGGAGUUCCCGGCGUUCGUCCUCGUCAUAACACUGCUCAACAAACUGGGCAGGAAGACCAUGUACUGUGCAUCACUGUUCACAAUGGGAGUGUCCUGCAUCCUCACCAUUUUCCCCAUCCUCUAUGCAGACCAGCCAUUACAGUGGGUCACUGUUCUACUGGCUAUGAUUGGAAAGCUUGGAUCCACGGGAGGCUUUCUAAUCAUGUACGUCUUCUCCUCGGAGCUGUUCCCCACAGUCAUCCGUCACUCCGCCACUGGUGCCGGGUCCUCUUGUGCACGGCUAGGGGCCAUGAUCGCCCCUUAUGUUGUUGACUUGGACAUACCUGACUUUUCUUACAAAGGGCAAGUUUGUCGACGGGGACUUCGGCCGCGCCCUGCCUCUGUUGAUGUUUGGCAGUCUGGCUGUCCUGGCAGGUCUGUUUGCCCUCCUGCUGCCAGAAACACUCAACAGAGACCUUCCGGAGACCAUCGAGGACGGAAUCAAUUUCCGGAGACAGCCUUCUCGGCCUACAUCUGCAGGGGAAGUUUCGGAAGAAAAUCAGAAAGGUCUUCCAUUACUACUUAUCGAAGACUCAAGACAAAGCAAAGACCCAGCAAAUGAACCAUCUGCAAAUUCUACGCUCACUGCCUACGUUUUUUCGUGACUGUAGAUAACUGUCUGGGUUUCUCGAAACAUCCUCAACUUUGGAAGUCAAUAUUUGGUUUAUAGUUUGGAUAGGUUAAUUUAGGCAUGUUCCCUUCCGUAUGGUGGCUGGUAAAACUCAAAUUAGCUAGUAGAUAUACGAACUGCUGCAGUGGGAUGGGGGGUUAUUUCACAAAAAAGUUUCCAGGAUGAUUUUUAGACUUUGAUUUUCAGUCCAUUUUAUUCAUAAUAUAUAAUAGAAAUAUAUCGGACAGGUGUUUCUACUCACUUGGAACAAAAUAAAAGAUCAUUAGUCGUU
This is a messenger RNA of Haliotis rubra (blacklip abalone), 2369 nucleotides long. Its product is annotated as organic cation transporter protein-like. The record is from RefSeq and is a predicted model, not a curated record. Gene Ontology annotation, cellular component: membrane. Gene Ontology annotation, molecular function: transmembrane transporter activity. The transcript is spliced from 11 exons. NCBI's taxonomy places the organism in Eukaryota, Metazoa, Mollusca, Gastropoda, Lepetellida, Haliotidae. The coding region runs from base 311 to 2029 and encodes 572 amino acids. Gene Ontology annotation, biological process: transmembrane transport.